AUGAACAAUCUCAAUACUUCCAACCUCAAAACUACCGUUAGCACUCGCCAAUUAUCAGGAGAGGUAGAUAACCGUAAGACUUCUUUAUUGGCUAUGUUAGCCCAAGAAUUAAGUGGAGAAGAUAAAUAUGCGACUUUUCCGUAUGAAAUUAACUUAUUGUUUAAAGGUAAUAUUGUCCACGAAGCCCGGGCCGAAAAAAGAUUUUUAAGUCAUUUUUUUGCUCUCUCACGACACCAAGGGACUAAAAUAAUUUUGAAUGGGCAAAGGUUAGGGCAAGUGUGGAUAGAGUUGCGAGAGGUAGCAACGGCGGUUUGCCAGGUGGAGAAAUUGGCCUUAAAAGAAGAAGGGCUAUAUGUGCGAGUAGAGAUUUUAAUGGCUACAGCCUGA
This is a messenger RNA of Racocetra fulgida, 387 nucleotides long. Lineage: Eukaryota; Fungi; Glomeromycota; Glomeromycetes; Diversisporales; Gigasporaceae. The record is from the annotation of a GenBank genome assembly.